Molecule: messenger RNA, 31568 nt
Organism: Porites lobata
Lineage: Eukaryota; Metazoa; Cnidaria; Anthozoa; Scleractinia; Poritidae
Source: the annotation of a GenBank genome assembly
UUAGCCCAAGAACCCAAUAAAAUACCAAGAUUUGUGCAAAAUCAGUUUAUCGCGUCAUUUAAAGAAGAACAACCAAUAGGUAAGAGUUUUGUGACGUAUAUAUUUUUCGUCUGGAAACUUUUCUUAAGCAAUCAGCAGAGUCGGUAACUGAGAUUUUUCAGACCACAGAAAACAGGCAUCAUUUUCGAGGUACAAUCCAUAUUUUCCUAAGCACUUACAACUGUUACCAUAUUUACUGUAAUACAGUUUGAAAACCCGCCUUGCAGCGUACGUCAAUAUCGCUCUACGUUAUUACUUAUGUCAAGGAUUAUUCCAUCCAGACGAAAACUCUUUCCUCUUUAAGAUUUACUUUUGCUCUAAAUCCCCAAAAUUUUAUGCUUGGAGUUAUAAUUAUGGUUUGGAUUAACAGAGUGGAAGUCCAAAUAAGUCAAUUUUAAGAGAAAUAUAAGUCCUCUUGCUAACUUGGGUCCUCUUUAUCAUUUUAUAUCAGGUACGCAGGUAACCCAGGUUUCUGCCACUGACGAGGAAAGUAAUAAUAUACUUUAUGAGAUCGAGGCUGGUGGUGCAGGGAAGUUCAACAUCAAUAGUGCUACCGGCUGGAUAACCUCUAAAGUUGUUAUUGAUAGGGAGGUAUGUAUAGCAGUUUGCGUUUCAAAGCUAAGUUACUGUAUCUUAAAGGGCCUCUGUCACGAAUCUAUCAAAAUUCUAACGAUGGCAACCGCCUCCAAAUUGGGUGAUGAAACAUAAAAUACCCCUCAAAACAUGAAAAGAAGGUAUGAAUAACACACAAAAAAUGUGAAAAAGGAGGAACAGAUGGGCAAACUUGCAGAAGACUGAAAUCCCGGGGGGUACUCAACAAAUUUUUAUACGGGGAGGCUCAGCACCGAAGUCCAACCCCUUACCCUUUUAUAUACCAUUUUUCACGAAAAAGGUACCCCUUUCGUAUACCUUCCAUUGACAAAUGGUACCCCUUUCACAUACCUUGUUUAGAACUUUGCAUUCCUUUUAACUGCUGUAAAUGCACUGUCUUUUAAAUAGGAAUCAAUCGCAAAAAUAGAACGUUUUCUCGACUUUAUAAAGCCAUAAAAUUCGUCUGUUAGCCCUUUUAGGCCCUCUCACAGACCCAAAUGACAGAUUUCCCUACUCUUUUAUACACUUCAACCAGUAAAAUCCCUACCCUUUCGUAUACCUGAGGCCUGAAAAAGGUACUCCUUUUAGGCGGAACCUCCCCGUAUAGGCCAUUAUGCAUUGGGAGUACCCCCCCCCCCCAACCCGGGACUGAAAUAGAUUGCAAUUGUGGUUUUUGAAAACUUUUCAAUAGCCUAACAGUUUUUCAAAGUUCAGUAUUGUUGUUUGUAAUGUAUGAUAUGGUUUGAUCUAAUGCUCGGGAGACAUAUUUGUUUGACUUGAAGCUGUGGUUUUCUCAUUUAAGUAAUUUCUCAAGUUCCCCAAGCGAAGAAGGUGGCGUAGUUGGCAUCAACAAAAUAAACUUUCAGCCGUGACACUUGAGCCCCUUUAAGCGGACUUAUAGUCGAGUUUUGCGUUAAAACAGUGAGUGUGUGUGUGGGCAAAACCUUCAAACUUUUUUGAAUUAUUAGUUGAAAAAAGUUUAGAAUCGAUUUUCUUAAUUAAUUCAAGAUUAAAUUAAAGAGAAAGACCAUCCUCAUUCUCAUGACUCCAUGUAAUGAUUUUCGGCGUGUUUAAACUUGGUCACGCGAACCUUUCAAUGUAUACUCAACUGGUCAUAUGUCAGACUUGAUUAGGCAUAGCAGAGAAACGUUGAUAAACUUUGCGUCUUCCUUUGAAGAAACUGAGUCAUACUAGUGUAGCCUUUCCUGCGUAAGAAGCGUUUCCGAUCAAGUUAUUGCGCGAAAGUUGACGAAUCCGUGCAGAAAGAAACGCUCCUGCGCAGGCAAACUCUAACUAACUCUAACAUGAAUUCAAUUUUUUGUGCACAGAAAGCCCAAGACCAAAGCAUCACAUUCACAGUGUAUGCUUCCGAUGAUGUUAAUGGACCCAGUGCCAGGGUAAAGUGUUUUUAGCCGUCAAAUUAGAUAUAUUAGUGACUAUCAAGACAGGAUGAUCAUUUCUUGAUUAAAUUUUAAGACAGGAUUAUCAUUUCUUAAUUGAAUUUAAGAUUGGAGCAUUAGCCACAGUCAUAAAUGCUUUAAAUUUUUAAAGCCGUCGUAAGUCUGCAAUCCAAAUAUUGUACGUCGUCUGACCAAUAAUAAUAAUAAUAAUAAUAAUAAUAACAAUUUGCGUUGUAUCAAACACUAAAUAAAACUGGUGAAUAUUCUAAGACAAACUGAGUGAUGAGAAUGGAACCUAACUCCAGUAUGAAAUCACCAUUUCCUAAAAAUGUAGUCGCAAACUAACUUUGCUAGCAUGUGUCUAAAUUUACUUCGAUCGGAUACGGUGAAACUAGACAGUCCCAAGAGCUGAUCAACCGUUGACCCUCUAAGUAUCCUCAGCCAACUGGACACACCGUCUAGAUCGAAAUCGGAGAAGACCUCUCUGAGCACCAGAUAAAAGAGCCAAGACAAACUCAACCCACAUAUGACAUUGACGCAGGCCACAUUGGUGGUCCGCGCACCUCUACUCCCUUCCCAACGUAAUAUAGUUUAUCACAAAAUGCAUUCGGUACCAUUCUGAAUGGGUGCAAAAUGCACCAUUUUCAGUUGCCCUCUUCUUUUCAGACGUCUGCGCAAGUGACGAUUACCAUUGAUGAUGUGAAUGAUAACGCUCCAGUAUUUGAGAAAGCGUCCUAUCAGGCUAGCGUUAAAGAGGUGAGUAGCAUGACUAACAUGAAGGUCUCUUUUAGACUUUCUAACUGAUUCCCUUUUAGUUGGGCGAUCGGUAAGAAGGUACACCGGUCAUCCUGUCGCUAAGUUGCCCUCAGUAAUGGAGAUUGGGUUGUCCCUAUUGAGAAGAUAGUUUCAAAGGUCUUUAUUAUUCCAUGUGAUCACCUACUUUAAGUGUCUUCAAAACACCUAAAAAGAGUAGGAAAAAUGAAGGGAACAGACUUUUUUCCUCCCAAAACCAGCAUUCAGACAAUCCUGGACAAAAGUCCUUGGGACAGUACUGCAAUAUCCAUGUUUUUCUGUCAUUUCCCGGUUUCCUCUUAAAACAGUGCAUCCUUUUCGAAAAUUUCUUGCAGUUCUCCCUCCUCCUACCCUAUACAAAAUUGAAACUCGAAAAAAAUUCUUGAUACACGUGUCUAACAUUGUUUGUGGGGUGAGGGGAGGGGUUGGACCUGUGUGAAUUGAAAAACGCCUCAGAAAUGCAAAAGUGUCCCAAGACUUUCGUCCAUGAUUGAAGUAACCCUUGUUCUCAGACUGUGCGGCUGACCCAGCUAAUAUAACACUUGACAUCAGUCAAGUCUGGGGACGGGCAACAGUGUCCUAUGGAAGGAGGACUUCAGCUUUAGAAAGGCGCGACAAACUUUUGCAGGCACUUUUUACGUUGCAUGUGAGGAUUUUGGGGGACCUUAAUAGCCGAGGGGACCUGUUCGUAAUGGAUCGUUGGGAUAUCGGCAUGAACCAUUUCUGUUUCCACGGGGCCAUUUCGUUUACGGAUGGAGGCUCAACAGUUUUGACGUUAAUUUUACCAGAGCCAGUUUUCAGAUAUGUAGAGACGAAUUUUUAGGACGAAAAUGAAGAUGGACAGAAGCCACUGAAAAUUUAAAACAAAACAUCAGAUCGCUUUGAAAAAUUCCUUUAUUGUUAAAAAAUUUACCCAGGAAAGUUAUUUACUCUUUAUGGAGUUGUCAAAACGAAAAUCUUCUGGAUAAAGAAAUGAAAUGCUUCACUCAAAGCUACAGAUGAGAAUUGCGAGAGGGUGCUACAAAAUGAUAAAUGUAAUAUUCCUGCUACUCUAAUCCUUAUAAGGCCAGCUCUACGCCUUCAUUGAGUUUGAUAAAGCCUAAAACAACUAAGGUUUAUAACGCACAAAUAAUUAAGUUUAACGUUACUUCUCGGCUGGGUGUGAUAAGGUAUUUGUGUAAUCAUGUCCACAGGACAUCAGUCCAGUCAGUGAUGUGUUGACUGUCACAGCAACUGAUGCAGACAUCUCUGAGAACAGCAGGGUUACGUACUCAAUCCAAGAAGGAAAUGUGGUAAGUAUCUACGUACGCCGAAUGAAACUGCCAAAAGGAUCUCUCAGCCACUGCGAGGUUUGCGCGUGCGGUGAAUCCUGAGACCAGUCCGCGCGAAGUAACUCGUUCAUGCAAACUGAAGAGAGAUCGAUCGACCGUGCGUAUCACACCAACAAAACAUGCUUAGUCAAACCAGUUUUAUCAAAAUGAAAAUUGAAUGAUAGGCUUAUGUACUAAGGGUUCAAGUAAGUUUUAUUUUUGUUCUUUCAUUUGUGUAAAAUUUGCAGUGGACAAAAAUCAGCUUGUUAACAGUUUCUUGGAUGAAAAGUAUUUUUUACCGCUUAAGACUGAAUAGCUACAGUAGCUUUUAAACAUGCAUACGCUUGACGUGAUUGGAGCAUAGGCCAGCCUUCCUUCACUGUUUUUGAUCAUUGGAGCAGAUCCAAAACGAAAAUAGCACGCGAUGGAUAUGCUUGUCCACAUAAAGCUUUUACUAUUCUAGAAUAAUGAUUUGACUGCAAAAAAUGUAUACAAAAUGUGCUCGUUGAAUUUACCUUCCAUAUCCUUAAUAGAGGCUUCGUUUUCUUGCUUCCGUUUUUUAUAUAAUUGGAAACUUUGCUUUGUUUGUUUUUUGUAGGGAAAUAAGUUUCAUAUUGAACUUUACUCUGGGACCGUAACUGUUAUAAGGAGUUUGGAUUACGAGUCGGUCAACAACUAUACCCUCAAAAUUAUUGCUAAGGUUAGUGCGCAGUUUCUUUAAGUUUAAACAUGUUCAUUUGUACAUCGUAUAAUAUACCUCUUCCUAAGUCUACGUAGUUUUAAUGCAGUUAGCAAAGGAUGUAGUUCAUUUAUAGUUACGAAACGUUUGAGCUUUCUUCGAGGUUUUGACGACACGAGCCACUCAAAGAAGGGGUUUGCCGGGACACUUCAAGAGAAUACAGCUAUUUCGAGAAAGGCUGUCGGAAUAAAUGUGCACUCGACAAUCCCGAAAGAUAAUAUGGGAUAUGAUCAGCACACUGUUCCUGACACUGCAUCUGUCGAGCCUACUUUUGUCGCUUUCCUUUAGCAUUCGCAAACAUACGUCCAUGGCGUCUAGCGCCAUUCUGGCAAAUUUCUUUGAAGAACAGUCAACUGGAAACCACCCACAAAACCUUUCCGGAUUUCCACGUGCCUUUUUCCAAAUAGCUGUAUACCUCUAGCGUACGCCCUUUCUUGUUUGAGUGUAGCAUGGGAACAAGUUUUAUGAACCAAUCAGAUGUCGUGUCAUUUUUGGACCAUGUUUGAAAAUUUUCUCUCAAUCGCGUAUCAUAGGCUUAGGCCUGAUAUUUCUGCUGAUGAUCAAUAGAUACAGGCUUAUUGUUACGUUUCUUUCAUUAGGAUAGUGGCCCCAAUAACGGUCUCAAUUCAUCCACAACUCUGAAUAUCCUUGUUAAAGACGCUGAUGAUCUACCAGCCGAAUUUUCACCUUCUUCAUACUCAGCAGAAGUACAGGAAAAUGCAGCGAAGGUUGUUUGUUGUUCUUAUUAAUCUAGUGUACAUACAUAAUACAACAGUUAGUUAGUGCAGAACAUAAGGAUUUGAGAUGUUGAAAAAAAUUAAAAUAUUCCAGGGAUCUGUAGCAGCUCCAGGGCAUAAAAAAUCGUUCUUCUUUGUAUCAAAUGAUGGCCAGAUUAGAGAGAUUUGCUGAGCUUUGCUUAUAAGGUGCAAUGCUAAGGCAGAGUAAGUUACAACAAUCGCAAAGAACAGAGUAGAGGAACUUUGAUUACCCACAGAGCGCCUGUUGUCUUAAAUAGGUGAUAAAGAUUACAAACUGUGUACUUUCGCAAACCUUAACUAGCCUAUGUCAUGUGCGUCAAUGUGCAAGAUUUCGCAUACCCUAUAAAUAAUGACGCUGUUACAUGGCAGCGCGGCGUUAAUUUUUGAUUCUACAGCAUUUGAAACGAAUAGACCAUUUUACAGUUGUGAGCUGAGUAUCCCAGCCUUUGGGUGAAUGUGAGGCUGAGGUUGACCUUGCUUUGAUACAAAUUUCUUUUUUUAAAAAAUACCCCUUAGGAUAAGAACAACGUCAUUUAUCUAAUAAAACAGGAAGGGUUGUAUCAAAACAAGGUCAACUCCAACCUCGGUCUUUUCCACCUGUUACUGUAAAAUUGUCUAUUGUCAAAAAUAUACUUAGACUAAAAAGCCUCAUGUGUGCUAGUCCAUUUUAUUGGGAUUACAGUUGGGCGUAUUUUCUCUCGGUACCCUCAUCCUAUUCAAAUAAUCAACACUAACCGAUCCUGCUUCACAAAGUAAUACAGCCAUAAUGAGAACUAUUCCGGUAAUGCAACCGCGAUGGGUAGCCUGUCGUUCAAGCUUUCCUCAAAUAGCGUUAGCCGAGCUAUAACCGAAGUUGUAAUUAUGGGCUGUACCCGCCUUUUAAAUUGUUGAUUACUGUGCACAGGGAACCUACGUCACCACAGUAACUGCCCGCGAUGGAGACAAGAUGCUUAAUGCUCCAGUGGAGUACUUGAUAGAUUCAGGUAUAAGUAUAACUGUGAUUCACAGUACAGCUACUGAGAUGAAUGAGACGUUGCUCGAUUUUCAUUGGCAGAAAUUGUAAGAUUCAUGCAUCGGUUCUAAAUUAUCUGAUAUCACUUGAUUGCGUUGUGUAUGCGUCUUCUUUGAUCUGUCACUGAAUUUUUCGUCUUUAGUUUGAAGGCACCUGUAUGGAGAAGAGUGCAAAAAGAGAGCAAGAUGGCCGUAAAGUAAAAUUAUACCCUCGCUGCGCUUUCUUUUGCAUAACAAUCAAAGUUUUCCUAAGAGACGUUGAAAGCAAUGCUUACGCAUUUUGUUUUUUUGUGGGGGAGGUGGAGGGGACAAACAAAAUGUAUCAUGGGCUUGUUAAAGAUUCGACUCCGUUUCAGCUGAAGGGAAAAUCAGGUACUGAUAAUUCCUGCCAUUUUCUGUCCCUUUAGAUACCAAUCCCGGAAGCGUCUUCACGAUCCUUAAUAAUUCAGGUGUGAUCACGGUCAACGGAUCUUUAGACAGGGAGACUAAAAACUCUUUCAUUUUGAGAGUUGGGGUAAGUGGAACUUUGAAUUGAAUGCGAACCAUGAGCUUUAAACAUCCGCUACUUUAGAAACAAGAAAACUGGGUCGAGUUAACUUUUGCAAAGACUUCUGGGAAUGUUACUUAGUACGGGAAAAAAUUGACCAAUAGCUGACUAGAGAGUUCCCAGUAACAAUUCCACAAACAAAUGCAGGACACACUUCAAGUCUAGUUCCGUUUAGGCCCAGUUCAAAUGUCUCGCGGCGAAUUUCACAUCAUGUGCCGAACUUAAUUCCUAUUUUAGUCGACUAAAAUAGUAGAUACGGCAUUUGAUUCAAACGUCGAAUUUAACUCUGUUCGCUGUCAAUAUUCCCAGUCUCUGUAAAUGAAUCAUAAUAAUUAACGAAAAUUCAUGCAUUAAAUUCGGCACAUGAGAAAUGCGACGUUUGAAUCAAAAGUCGAACCUAAGUCGACUGUUUCAGUCGCAGAUACGGCGAAAGUUGCAUUUAAUUCAAACAGUCGAAUUUAAUUGAUUCAAUCGUCGCACUUCACAUGCAUUUAACUCUCGCAUUAAGUUCAGCACAUUUGAAAUUCGACGUUUAAACCAUUUAAACCGUUUAAACCUCAGUAGCUCAUUUUAUCUUUUUUUCUCUCACCCAGGCUACCUCGACUACGCACAAAGCUGUCUACACCACGGUACUUAUCACAGUUAAAGAUGUCAAUGAUAAUCCGCCAACGUUUCUGGACACACCUUACACCGGAGCUGUGCUAGAAAAUGCCUCGUUAGGAAUGACUGUCAUGAGAGUCACAGCUGUAGACAAGGACGAGGUACUAUCAAUAUGAUCUAACGUUAUAGGAUAAACUGAUACGUAGGGGUUGAAGGGUGUAUGAUUUUUUGCUCUUAGAAACAAACCCUCUGACUUUUGUCUUAUUCAUUUGUAGGGUAAUAAUGCUGUGUUCUCGUACAGUCUCGAACGAGCCGGACGUAAAUUUACCGUCACUCCCACCGGAUACAUCCUCAUCAACGACAGCAUCGACCGCGAAACUGCGGACGUGCACUCUUUUCAGGUCAGUUUUUAAAAAGCCGAAGGAAGUGACUAAAGGUAAAAAAGAAGAAUUGAAAUCGCAAGAUCAAAGAGCAAGGAGGGAUGGGGGCGUGGAGCGGGAACGUUUAUGGAAGGGCAGAGCAGAUAUUGUUUGUUAUAAGCUUACGAUUCCCGCUUUCAUCGCUGCGUCAUGAUUUACACCAGAAAAAAAAAAGGCCUCCAUUUACCCCAUAAUUUAAUUCUACUUCACUUUUUGUUGUUUCUACUGGAUCAGAUCCUGUUUUUCUUUCUGGGUUCAGGGAGGUUUUUGCUAUCUACACGGCAUUUCAGUAACGUUUCUUCUUUGCUUAGCACGACUGAUGACGAAGGCAUGUCAGCACGCACUACGCACCACGCACCACGCACCACGCACGAGGAACUCUUUGUUCGCUUGUCACUCUUACUUUGAUGCUUUACUCUCAAAGGUUGUUGCCACGGAGACUCUGACGUUAGAGCGGUUUCAGGCCGUGGCUCCCGUCACUGUUAAUGUCACGGACGUGAAUGACAACAACCCGAGGUGUUCCCAGGCUGUUUACAGAAAGACAGUGCCCGAGAAUAACCCAACUAACACUUUUGUGCUACAGGUAAGAGCGUAAUGGCUAAUACGUCAUGCUUACCAUCCAACAACUGACUAAAAUCAUAAUAUGUUUGAUCAAGAGUUAUAAGAUGUAAAAUAAGUUUCUAAUCAUUCGUGCUUUUCUUGACUUGGCAGGUUGUUACAUAUGUAUAAUGCUAAGACCUUUUAAUCGAACUAUGCUUUGUGGAAAGAAUCCAGAACCACCUUUAAGUAACAAAAAGCAACAAUAACAACUGAGAUGAAAUUCUGUAGCCCUAACGGCCAAGCAUUAGCCGAGAAUAGAAGUCACUAUAUCAAGUCUUUACAUUUAACAAGAAUCUUUCCACAAAUAUUUCAGGUCUCUGUCACAGACCCUGAUCUAGGACCCAGUGGCGUUGUUCGUUACAGUCUAGUUCCAGACUCUAAUGGACAUUACAACUCCUUUACGCUCAAUCCCCUCAAUGGCACUAUCUACACCAAUGUAAGCUUUGACCGCGAGAAACUGGGCCUGUACAUCGUAACAGUACGUGCUACAGACCAACCAACCAGCGGACAAGGAAGGUAGAUACUUGCUUUUGCUUUUCAGUAUUUAGAUCUAUUCCAUAAUGACUUCCUAACUUGCGAGAAAGCUCUUAAUCCUUAUCCAUUCUUUUCCAUUUUACAGUUAUCCUUUUCGUUUCUAGCAUAAUAUAUUGAAAAAUCAGCUUAUCUUGUACGCCUUUACUUUCUUUUAGUCACUGAGCCCACUAUUGGCUUAACUGAGAAAAAAUCGAGUGAGUGUAAAUAACAAAUUAAAAACAGAAUAGUAAGCCAGAAAAAUUCGUGGUGCAUCGAGAGGAGUUUCCCGCUAAAAAACUUUUCUGAGUAUGAUUUAUUGCAUUUACAUGCAUUUAACUCCGAAUUCUUGGUGGGGGUGUGCCGUCCGGUUCUCCAAAUCCUGACCUUAUUUCACACCAAAAAAUGUCAUUUUUCACACCCGUUUUAAGAGCGGAUGUCAGUAAAUAUCGACCAGAGGUUAGACUGCAAAACAGUCCGUAUUUUUGCGUAUUCAAGUAUGCGCGAGCAGUCAAACAAAAGGUCUGGAAUGAGGCUGAAAACAGAGAGCGAGACUGGGGAGAGACGCUUUUUUCUCUCGCCUCACACGCCCUACGGGCGUGUGAGGCUCGCGCGCUUCGCGCGCGUAAGACUCUUACGCCACGCUUUACGGCUUUACUGAUUUUGAGAAAAAAACCGACUGUUUUGCAGUCUAACUAGAGGUCUACAAAAGUGAAAAAUCGAAAAUUCUCAAAAAAAUUCACAAAGUAGCACUAGGUAAGCUAUUAACAUAAAUGUAAUUUUUACUUCGAUCCGAUAAUUAUUUUCCACGUACGGGGGGGUUAUUGGUUUCGCGGCUCUCGGACCGGGUUUUCCAGGCCCGAGACCAUGUGUCACAAAAAAAUCGUUUUAAAAUUCAAAUCCACUGUAAUGUGGACAACAAAUAACUUAUUAAGAAGAGUACUUAAUUGCACACAUUCUAAGUGGUGAUUUACUCAGUUUGAACGAAACUGUAAUAUUUUGGAGAUUUUUCAUUAUUUUCAAUAUUUUGAACGUUUUCGUUCAAUGAGAAAAUGGCAAAUUUCAAAGCCCAAAAUCGUCGACUGGUACCUCGAUUUCAGUAACGAGUCUUAUAACACGUUAAAGAGCGUUAUCUCUUCUUUCAAAAACUGUUUUCAAAACUACGGGCAACUUAAAAGAAAAUGUUUGAGGCCAAAAAAUACUAGUAGUACUUUUCUGAAAUUUGAGCUUUCCAGACUCAGCGGGUCGAUGCUAAAAACUCAGAAAAAUGCAAUAAGAAAUCAGUUUGAGCAAUAGUGGUUUCAUGUUACUAGCUUUCAGAAACCAAGACGUGUUUAUACAGCGAUAUGAUAUAAAUUAAUGCCGUUUGCUAUCAAGAAAGGCAGAUUUAAGCUGUCAACUCCAGCCAAGUGCACCAGUCACGUGAAGUUGUCAAAGGGAGGGCAAAGCACUAAUAUUAAAAAGUCAAAAUUCAAAACGUUUUACGUCCAUGAAAUCAGAUUUUAGCGUACAACACAAUGUUGUGAAUGUCUGUUGUUCGUACCUUAGCAUGGUGUUUCCAUAUAUUGGAAAUGUCAAGUAUCCACACGGGAGAACAUACCAAACAACAACGUUUCAAAUCCAAGCGCCGAAAGAUCGUAAACGGCAAAGAUUGCGUUACAUUUCACAGAACGACCGCUUACAACUGUUGUCACUCCUUUUUUCGCUCGAAGCUACGAGGAGUUUUCAUUCCGUCAUGAGUGAUUCUUGAUCAGCGUUUCCUUGAAAGUACGACCGCGGACAGGUGAUAACUGAGGACGUUUCGUCAAGACUCCUGUUGUUCAGUUUCAGGCUUUAGCAGGUGCGUAGUCAGGAUUUUUCCGGGGUACGCCCCUCUCCGGGCCCCCUCCGGGCCCCCUCCCCCCCCAACCCCAAAUCUCAACAUUUUUUUAAGGUGCCUUUAUUAAAGGUGGGGUUAACGGUUGUAAGCAAAAGCAUUUUUGCUGUUUAUGAAAUGACACAACCUCUAAAAUUCUUUAAUUCUGUCGGCUUGUUAUGUUCAUUGACGUCAACCGUUUAUCAUUAAUUCAGCUAUUAAAAAUCAAGCUUGUAGUACCUCCGACUUAAGUUUACAAAUGACUCUUUUUACCCCUUUUUGUCACAUUAUUUUUGACCGACAAAGCACCACACAUUGACUUAAUUGUGCCCUACUUCGUCUACUCCGAAGACAGGUCGUGAAGAAAACAACGCGUUCACGCUUUACAUCAUCAAGCUUGCUAUAUAAAUAAAUCUUCCAAGAUUCGGUUCUCCAAUUAAUGUCGUCGCUUCUCUGGAAACCGAUUUUUUUUAGUUAUGUUUAUUUCAUUCUAUUUUUUUCCUCAACGUUUUCGGGUACGCACGUGCAAACAGUGCGUACAAGUAGCUACACCCCUGUUUAGUCUCCUUAGCCCUGAGCGUUCCUCUCUUGCGGUUUUCGGGGGAGUUCAGGAUGUGGUCCACCCAGUAUUUCACGUCUCUUUUAAAUGAGAGGCAGCACUUCUUGUUUACCGUUUCGUUAUCAGACAGCGCUUAGGCUCUUAGCCUUUCAUUUAAUUUUGAUCAAAUUUUUCUCAUUUAGUUACUCAGUAUACGUUCGAUCCUGUCCUUGUAAACUUAUACUUUUAUACUUUAAGGGAGCGUAAUACCUAUAUUAAUUUUUUCUUCGUUUAGUGUCGUCCAAAAAGACCUAGUUUUUUGGCAUUUUUUAAAAAAGCAAGAAAAAGAAACGACAAGGGUUAUUUUUUUUGGACUUAGAUUAAUUCUUUUAAUCUAAAAAAUUAGCAUUAUAACAUCAUUUCGAGGCAUAGAAUGUUCGGUGGUGUAUCCUCUUUGCUUUUUGCCCUUUUUGGGCCUUUUUAUGAAAUUGACCUUCAAAUUUUCCGCCAUAUUGAGUUUGUGUCGAUCUGGUGACCGUGUCUUGUUGUUUUCAGUCUCCACGGCAAUGAUGCUGGUGUUUCAGGCCUCCCGUUCUCAGAUUUCUUGUGAUUUUUUUUUUCACCCCACCGACCGACCCACCCAAAACCAAGAAACCUAUUCGACGCUGAACGAACGAAAAGGGGAUGACCUAAGCCUUAUGGUUUCUUACAAUACAAUACAAUAGUUUAUUGACACUCCCCUGGUUGGGCUUUUCAGUGACAAUGCGACUAAAAAAAAAAAAAAAAACUAAUUAAGAUAAGAGAAGUAGUUAACAAUUCGAUUAAAAAGAAAGAAUGCGGUGAACAAAGCAAUAUAAACAUACCUAUCUAAGAAUUAAUCGUAUAAUAAAUAUUCUCACUACGUACUAUACAAUAUGCAUAUUUUAAGUUAAAAUAAAAUAAGAUACUAGUAAGAUACUAAAAUACUAUCAUAACGUGCUAUUUAAAAAGUCAGUAAUCAACUUGUUUUUCAGACAAAAUUUAAAAGUAGAAAUCGAUUUUGCAGUUUUAAGAGUACUGUCUAGAUUGUUCCAAAUGUGCACCAUGCGGUAGUGGAAUGUUCUCUGUCCGGUACUCGACUUAUACAAGGGGAUGUUUAAUAAUUGGCAACUUCGAGUCACGCGCCCGGUGACCGCAAUUCUUGUUGUAAAUUGAUCGCUGAGGUAAUGUGGAGCUUGACCAGUCAUGCAUUUAAAUGCCAUGAGAGCAUCGCGGAAGAACAGCUUUUGUUUAAUUGGAAACCAACGUAGAUCUCUUAGUGCGGGGGUUAUAUGAUCAAAUUUCCUGGUACCUGUAAUAAUGCGCGCGGCAAAGUUCUGCACUGACUGUAGUCUACAGAUAUUUUUGUUCGAGGUGUUCGACCACACUGUGGAACAGUACAGUAAUUUGCUAAAGACUAGUGCAUUUAUUACUGUCACCAGUUGGUUACGGUCAAGGACAUGUUUAACCCGACUGAUUUGUGCGAGGCUUGACAUACAAGAUGACGUAGUUUUUAGAACAUGGUCAUCAAACGUUAGUUGCGGAUCUAAAACAACCCCAAGAUCUUUGGCCGAAGAUUUAAGAGCGAGAUCUUUUCCUAGAAGAGAUAUUUUGAAGUCGGGGAGUUUGGCAAGUAGUUGUCGGCUUCCAAAGACUACGAGUUUUGUUUUGUCAGGAUUUAAAAGUAGAAAAUUGUUAAAACACCAAUUACGUAUGAAAAGAAGGUCGCUAUUUAGAUCGUUCAUAGCAGUCGGACAAUCACGCAUCUUAAAAGAAAUCUGAAGUUUAGUGUCAUCUACGUAACAUUGCGUUAAACAGUUUCUAGGAACAGAAGGUAAGUCGUUAAUGUAAAUACUAAAAAGAAGCGGCCCAAGAAUGCUUCCUUGAGGGACACCACUAUUUAAACGCAACGAAUUCGAGAGGGUCGAGUUAAUACGCACGACUUGGUGUCUGUAGGUCAGGUAGCUAGUAAACCACGCGAGAGCGUAUUUAGAAAUACCGAGAUGUUGUAGUUUUAAAAGGAGAAUAUCAUGAUUUAUACUGUCAAAUGCCUUACUCAUGUCCAACAAAACCAUAGCAGAGAGUUCCUGCUUAUCCAUGCCAGUCAAAAUGGCAUCUGUGGAGCGGAUAAGUGCCGUUUCUGUGGAAUAAAAUUUCUUAUUUCCACUUUGUUUCGCAGAAAGACGGUUGUUUGUUGUUAAAUAUGCCGUCAGCUGGCUCAACGCAAUUCUUUCACACACCUUUGACAAUACUGGUAAUAACGAGAUCGGUCUGUUAUUACAAGGUUGUUCAUGAUCUCCCUCCUUUGGAAUAGGCGUUACUUCUGCUUGUUUCCAUCCUCCAGGGAAAACGCCAUUUUUGGGCUUCACCACAUUGCUUCUGCGUCUUUCUGUAUACUUGUCUUUUGCUUUGUUUUGUUUUUUUUUGUCGGUAAAAUAAACUGAAACUGUACAAAGACCCUCAUUAUUCCCUUUGGAGGUUCACAACGCGCAUAAAAAAAAUGAAAAACGCGAUGAUUUAUUGACCGCAAGGGCAAUGGGGUGGGGUCGGGGCUUGUUACUGCGCUCCGGUUCACUCGUACGCUGUCAAAUGGUCCCGAAAUACAAAAUGAAAAAUGACUGUGGACAGACUAUUCACGUCUAGACAUCAAGCAUCUUUUAAGAUGGGACUUAUCGCCUCUCCCUGUUCAUGGAGUUGAUUCAAGGUGUUGACGUUAAUUUCGUGAUGCCCUGCAUGUUGCCAGGACAUGUUUCAAAAGGGCCUUUCCAAAGGUACGGAGUCCGCCGUCACCUUGUCAACCGUGCGAGAAAUGAUGUACUUCACAAAAACAAAGAGAAGUUAUUUUCGAUUUGCCCCGCCCCCUACCGGCCCCGAAAGUCCCCGACAGGACCGCUUCAAAGUACUCCCCAUGUGGUUGCGUGGGAGAUAGUAACAGGUCUACCUAAUUGCACCGUGCAUCAAUGACAGUUUAGCUCAAUCAGAAGCCCCUUUUCCCUGGCUAGUUCAAGAUGUGUGCAUCUCCUUUAAGAUGUUGUUUUCGGUUCUUACUGAAAUUUUUGAUCUUGAGGAAAUUCAAAACGACAGGAGCAGGUUAUGGGCUUUUUUCCUAGCCCUAAUCCUACAUCACGGGAAAUCCCUCAGGUUAGGCAAGAAUUCGAUAAUCCUUCCACAAUCAUCCAUUUUUUCACCGCGUGAAUUGGGUAUUUUUAGCUUAUUUCGAGGAAAUACUUUUUGCUUCAAAUCCAGGGUGGGCUUUUAAACACAUUUUUUAAGCCAAAUGGUUUUUGCGAGAAUUUGCUUACCCGAACUUUUCGCAUAAAAAACGACAAAUACCCGAAAAAAGCUCAUGUUGUUGGUGGUGGUGGCAUAUUUCCGAUAAAUUCAGCUCAAUGUCUCGUGAAGAAGACGGUUCAGAUCCGUGCCGCGCGCCUCUCGAGGCAAGCGUUCCGUCGAAAUGCGAGCCCAAAAACAGGUGGUAAGCGGUCAAUCUGUGAAAAGUAACGCAAUCUCCGUCGUUUGAGAGAAGCCGAAGAUGCUCUUGCCGAUGCUGUCCUUGAUGUUUUUUAUUUCCAGUAUCUAGGAAACCCAUGCUAAGGUAUGAAACAUACACUCGUAGGCAUUGUUCUGUCCGCUAAAGUAUAAUUCCUGGACGCAGAAACGUUGUGCUUUUUGAAGUUUAUUAUUGUGCUUUGCCCUUUGACAACCUUACGUCACUCGUGCGUUUGGUAGGAGAAGAUGGCUAAACUCUGCUUUUCUUGUUGGAACACGGCUUUAAAUUUUAUCAGAUCGCUCGAUAAACACGUGUUGGUUUCUGACAGCUGAUAACGUUAAAUCACUGUUGCUCAAACUGAUUUCUUAUUGCAUUUUUCUGAGUUUUUAGCAUCGACCCGCUGAGUCUGGAAAGCUCAAAUUUCAGAAAAGUACUACUAGUAUUUUUUGGCCUCAAACAUUUUCUUUUAAGUUGCCCGUAGUUUUGAAAACAGAUUUUGAAAGAAGAGAUAACGCUCUUUAACGUGGUAUAAGACUCGUUACUGAAAUCGAGGUACCAGUCGACGAUUUUGGGCUUUGAAAUUUGCCAUUUUUUCAUUGAACGAAAACGUUCAAAAUAUUGAAAAUAAUGAAAAAUCUCCAAAAUAUUACAGUUUCGUUCAAACUGAGUAAAUCACCACUUAGAAUGUGUGCAAUUAAGUACUCUUCUUAAUAAGUUAUUUGUUGUCCACAUUACAAUGGAUUUGAAUUUUAAAACGAUUUUUUUGUGACACAUGGUCUCGGGCCUGGAAAACCCGGUCCGAGAGCCGUGAAACCAAUAACCCCCCCGUACGUGGAAAAUAAUUAUCGGAUCGAAGUAAAAAUUACAUUUAUGUUAAUAGCUUACCUAGGGCUACUUUGUGAAUUUUUUUGAGAAUUUUCGAUUUUUCACUUUUGUAGACCUCUGGUCGAUAUAGAGCUGGCCUCUAAAAUCCAUACCCAUUCUCAGACCUUGCCUUCAAGAAUUUAUGCCAUCAUCUCUUAGAUUAGAACUGCAACUAAAAAGAGCCAGCGGUAGAGCGGGCGCUCCAGCCCGGCUAACCAGGCUAGUUCAUCUCAUAUAAACAUCUAAACAGGCCCUUAACAUAGGAAUUCUUUUUCUGAUUGGUGGUUACGAAAAAACGACAGCUAGGGCCAUUUUAGAGCAACAAAGUUAUAUUUUGAGGUUGAAAUUUCGUUCCCCUUAAUCCGACACAGUCUCAUAUUAAUUUCGAGGAUUUAAUAAAGUUAUUAAUUAAACUAAAGGGAACAACAAUCCUGAACAAUCGAUUGCUCAUUUUUGCUAUCGAUCUUCGCUGUGUUUCAAAGUCCGCUGUGCAAAGUCUCGUAAAUCAAACCUUCCUUACAAACUUCUGGAUACCGCAACAAACUCAGGUAAAUCGAUAGACUUUUAAUGACUAUAAAACACGUGCUUAAAGUCCUUACAGGCUUUUGCCGCGAGACACGUAACCUGCGAUCUUUGGGAUAAUUGAGAGGAUCGGGGGUUAGGAUCAGUCAUAACUAUGGAUCGCUGAUGGUAAACCUGUAAAACUCCCAGGAAACUUUGAAUUUCUUUAAUGAAUUUUUAUAGCGAUAACUUUGCAUUCGCCAUGAGCUGCGAGGAACAAGAACCACUAGCAACGAUGCUCUCACUGGAUAGCAGUGAUUGUAUGCUACGCACUCAGACGGCAAUUGACCCCCGAGGGGAUCUAACCAUUAUGAACAAUUUCGAAGCUAUAAUUUUCUCUAUUAAAUUAACUUUAUAGAUUCGGCGAAUGUACCAUUCAAGUCACUGUUGGUGAUGACAAUGAUAACAGCCCCAACUUCUUAAACCUACCAAAUGAUACAAGCGUGUCUGAGGGAGCGGAAACCAACAGCGCCUUCUUCACUGUCAAGGUAAGAGUUUUGUCAUUGUAGAAGCAACUCAGAUUCCACCUAGCGUACUACUUGUUGGUGAUUCGUUGAAAACUGUAUUUAUUGCUAACCUGAUAAUAUAGGAAGAAGGGAAAGCUAGAAAGCGUGAGAAGAUGGGGAGGGAGGAAGGAAGGAUGAGAGGCGGAGAGGCACGCUCUCCCAGGGACCCGUUAACAUGCUUAUUCGUCGCCUGCUCACUUAGCCUAAACGGGAAGGGGGCUUCCCCCCUUUAGUCUCCCCUCGUUUUUUAUUUCUUCGUGAAUUUUUCUUCCCGCGCUCUACUAUCUGAACGCCUGCUCACUCCAAGCAGAGGUUCUCUUGGCUUGUCACGCAAUCCUCCCCAACGUGGCAUAGGAAACGCGUUACUAAGCUUUAACAACGCCUGCACAUUUAAGACUAAAAGAGCCAUAUAAACGACCGUCAAAGUAAACUAACUUGCAAAACAGCAUUACCCGAUCGCAUUCCGCCAGUGAUUAGAAUGGAGAAGUUUUUCAUGUAGCCAACUUGGUACAUAACGGGAAGUGGAAAUAUAGGCUCAACCACAGCACUGGUUGUGCGCACUGAGUUAAUACAAUUCAUAUACAUUUGCUAAUAUCUCCCUAUCCCUUUCACAGAUGCUUUUCUUAGACAAUUUGGCGAACACGCAAUAGCGAGCGCGGAGUGCGAAUAAUUUUCGCCUUUCCCCACACCCCCUGGCGCUUGCGGUCAAUAAUCGUUUGACUGUUUUAUUUUCAUAUGCGCGCACGACGAUCUCUAAAGAUAAAAUGGAGGGUCUGUGAACAGGCCAGACUAAAGAGGGUCUAUGGGAUCAGGGAAAUUGAUGUAACCUCACCUUGGUUUUUAAUUUUUGUCUCACUCUUUCGUUUCUAUCUUAAGGCCGUGGAUGCCGAUGAAGGUGUGAAUGCCGCAGUGAGUUACAGUAUUACAGGUGGAAACACAAAUGGAUCAUUCACUAUAGACACAAACAGGUACCACACUAUGCAAGAAAGGUAACAUGUCAUAUGAGGUGGCACCUGAGACUUCACAGGGUCUAGAAGAAUUUAGUUUCUCGUGUGAACAUAAAAAAAUCAGUUUUUAAAGAACUUUAAUUUGACAAUGAUCACUUUUUCCUCGUGUAACAGCUGGUUUCGUUACGCAGGCCUAAGGACUGACGACUUUUAAGAUGCGAAGAUCAGGUUGCAGUGAAUGAUUAUUUAUACUUAGUACUUCGUGCCUUGCUGGAUGAAAAUGGUUAGUGGUUACAGACUUUAAUUCAGAACGUCGAUUUUUAUACGGCGUCGAUUGGGAAACGGAGGCGGAAAUCUAUUCAAAAUGAAUCUUUAAAGACUUAUGAAUUACGAAGCGAUGAGGUUAUAUAUUUUAAAGGCAAAAUGUUGGAAAUUUAAAGUAGUUCAUGUCAGUACAUGUUCAAACUUAGCUUCUCUGGACCCUGUGGGUUGAUGCUGUGUCGAGUUGCAUAGUGGGGCCGUUUUAGGAGAUGAAAAAAUUUGACCCAGUUCCCUGCGACAACUCGCAAAACCGCGCCCAUGCAAAACUGUCCCAUAAUUCCAUUUGACUCGACCGACAUGUAGUGUCACUUACAGCCUCAUAAUGGCAAUACAGGUUGUAUAAGUAUAAAUUUGUGUUUUUUGUUAAACAAUGAAAAUGGAAGCGAUGGAAAAUGUUCGCAGUGCGCACGUUUUUGACUUAACAUUAUUAAAAGUUAAAGGAAUUUUAUUCGGUGUUUGGGAUUUAUUGCAAAAUUCAUUCGUUUCGGGAAAUAUUUAUAGGUUAAGGAAAAAUAUCAUAAAAAGCAAUUUGACUCAUUUUACUUGGUGUUAACUCCUACGCAUCAGCACUGAUUAAACGACAUCCUCUCCCGAAAUGAGAAAAUGAUUUCUGUUGAUUCACCCUCUCUUUGGUAUUGUUGAAGGAAAAUGUUGAUUGAAGAGUUACGUUAGCCACUUGUUCCACCUGUAAUAAGCCUGUUUCAGUUUAAUUCGUUUCACGUUAUCUAUAAAAAAAACCAAUUCAGCAUUUGUUUCCUAUUUGGGAAUCACUCUGGUACUUUUGACAAUCCGCAAUUUCAAUGCAAAUUUCCGUCUUUGUUUUUGUUUCCAAUUAUUUAUACUGCGUUUUCCUUUGUUCUAGAUCGCCUAUCAUCUCUCUGCAUGGAUUUUCAUCAAUCUCGUCCGAUAUUACAAUUAGCUGAGUCUUCACACAAAACCCAUAUAGUUUGAGUUCCAGCCCAUGCGUUUUCACGAUUAGUUUCACCCUCCUUACUCUCCUUUUGCAGUCCGUUUUAAGUAGCGUUUCGGAAUAGGCAUGACACUAAUUUUACAACCUCAUCUUGCAGUCACUGCGGGUCUGAGCAUUCCGUACAACAGUUUUGUUUGCCUUCUGAUUAUUCACCCGCAGAAGUCAAUUUCUUAUUCGAUUUUCUGGAGCGUACACCUCAGGCAACAUUUGCACCUGACUUAUUUCUAUCAGUAAUUCGCUUAUGUGAUUAUUUGUUAAUUCCUCAUCAUGUUAUUUUCGAUCUAAUCCAGCUGUAUAUUCCUCGGCAUUUACGCGUUCGUUCUCAAUUUACAUGGUCUGUAAGGAGGUUUAGAAAGUGCAAGAUCUUCUUCGGGUCAACGCCCGAACAAGGUGCGGCUUGAACGCGCUGGUUCUUCUCUGCUGGGAGUUAAAACGGUGGGCUUACGGCACUCCUGCUUCGUACAGAUGUUCUUUAAGCCUGUGGAUAAUCAGGACUAAUGGCAGGCUGUUAGGUCGACGAAGAGGUCCGUUGGGCCUUUGCGGAGUACCACGACCACGACCACGACCAGACAUAAAAUGGUACGGGAAGAAAGCGGAUUUCUCCACCACUUUGUUGAAGAACCUUACCGGGGGUACUAGCAGGUUCUAACAACAAACAGACGAGUUCUUGUUCAAUCGACUCUCUUUAAUUCUUGAAUAGGGUGACACAAAGUCAGCACAACUCGUAUGUUACAAUUCUCUACUAGAUCAGUGUUACACGCAUUUUUAUAUCAGCCAGGAAACCAGCUGCUUAGCGCAAACCGAAUGCUGACGUAAGUCUAAUCCGAUUGGUUAAAACAGCUUCAUUAGCAUGAAACCUUCGAGAUAAUUGCUUUGUCGAAAUGACUCUUCAACCGAAGUUUUCACUGCUAAGCUUAAGUCAACUGUUUAAUAUAAAACUAGGAGAACAAUAUAAAAACGACAAGGUAUAUACCAGAAAACAGACUUUUCAUACUAACAGAUAGGAAAGUACUAAAAUUACAGUUUGAAAAUCCAAGAUUGUUGUCAAUUUACAGAAGGUGUUAAGCUUCUUCAUCGAAGAUGAUUGGCUACAACUUUUCCAUAAUUUAACCACGAACGUGAUCGCAAACUUAAAGGGUAAAUUAAAAAUGCAGUUCAAAGUACAAGGCAGAAUUUAAAACAAUAGUUGUUUAACUACAAAAACACCUAUAAAAUCACUAAGCCUAAUUAAAGUUAUCCACUGCCAAGAAUUCGGUUAAAAACUCAAAGAAACACGCUUAAAACUGUUAAAAACAAGCAGGGUAGUCAGUUCCUGGUAAAUAUCGAAGGGAGACCAGAUUAAGGUAAAAAAUGUCAAACUAGAGAAAAUACUUAAUAUAAACAAGGCCUUGUCAUCUGCCAAAGGCUCUAAUUAAACAUAUCUCAUGAACAGAAGUGUUACCGCGGAGAUGCACCAAAUUGGUACAUCUCCUUUGUACCGAAUUCAUGUCAGGAGAAACUUUCCAUCGAUCAUCAAUUAACUUAGAAAACCAAUCCUACUAGUAGUGAAGUACCUUACUCAAACCAAUCAACAAGAACGCUUACAACAACUCCACUACAAACAUAUAUUGUAACAAUUGUCACAAGUGGCUAACGUAACUCUUCAAUCAACAUUUUCCUUCAACAAGACCAAAGAGAAUGAAUCAACAGAAAUCAUUUUCUCAUUUCGGGAGAGGAUGUCGUUUAAUCAGUGCUGAUGCGUAGGAGUUAACACCAAGUAAAAUGAGUCAAAUUGCUUUUUAUGAUAUUUUCCCUUAACCUAUAAAUAUUUCCCGAAACGAAUGAAUUUUGCAAUAAAUCCCAAACACCGAAUAAAAUUUCUUUAAUAAUGUUAAGUCAAAAACGUGCGCACUGCGAACAUUUUCCAUCGCUUCCAUUUUUAUUGUUUAACAUUUUUUUUUUUUCGGUUUUAAUGAUCACCUUCUUAUAACAGUCUACCUUUACACAAAAUUGAUUUAUACACUAUGAAGUUCAAUCUUUGGAAUCGAUAAAAUUACGGUUUUCACCUACCUAUACAUUUAUGGAAAAGGUAAAACCAGUAAAGAAAAUGACCAAUCAUUUACCGUAUAACUUGAAUCAAAGGGCGUUGCUCAUUUAGAAAUAUUUUUUAGACCUAUUUUGGCGAAUUUUGUAGGAUGAACCUAUCCCUCUCUCUGAAUUCUUUUCCAGUGGCAGACUCUCAACUGCUCGAAAGAUAGACCGAGAGGCUACUGCCCAGUUUUCUCUACAAAUUACGGCUACAGACGGAAAAGGAAAGGUCAGUUAAAGUUCAUCUCGGUUUUAAGGGUCAGUACUAAAGCUACUGCAAUAUACAUUAGUCAUACCAGCUAGAAAGGGUCUGGAUUGGGGUGACCAACUUGCCCAGUCACUGAAAGGGUCAAAUAUGUAAAUGGCGACAUGUGCUGCUGUUCUUAGUUUUGCAUCUGUUAAGAAGAUACGCUAACAAUGUUACCACUCAAUCGAGGCUCUUCAGGUGUAUUUUCUUUCCGAUCACCAGGUAGCAUUAUUGUUUCUCAUCGUCACUCAGCAAUUUGAUUAGAUUUUUUUUUCAGACAUAGGCAUAAAAAAGCUUAGCAACAGCGCCAUUUCUCAUGAAUAGAGUCGAACCCGUUCCGGACGGGAUUUUGACAUGAGAAGAAAUGCAAGAAUAUAGAAGUAACUGGUAGUAAUACUAAAAUUGUUCAAAUCAUAUCUUUUGUUUUUACAGGCAACAACAGGCAAUCUUCUCGUGCAUAUUACUGACGUCAACGACAACACACCUACUUUCACCGAACCCUUAGGGUACAACUUUACGGUGAACGAAGGACAAGCCGGUCUCAUUGUUGGAGUGGUCACGGUAAAGCUUGUCUCCCUAUAUCCUGCUUUGCUGGCGUAAUUCAUCAAACAAGGAGCUUAAUUUCAUGGGUGCUUUUGUUAUCUUCGUUUAGGCCUUUUAAGCCGAGAGAAGAAUGGCGAAGAGUCAACUUGAGACUUUCCUUCGGGGCUUCUCGCGGCAGCUGCAUCGCCAUAAAGCACUCUCAAACUCUGAUCUCGCCAGCUUUGCAGCUAAUUUUCAUAGCAUGCAAAAGUCAUUUGCUCAUGCAGUUGUUCGUUUCCAUGCCUUUGUAACCGUCUUUCCUAGGCAGCUCCUCAUGUCUAGUCAUGAUUUAUUGAGUAAUUCUACAGCGUAUUUUGAUGUUCAGAGGCCUUGUCCUCAAUUUACUAGCUUAUUUUAAAGUAAUUCAAGCAGCCUACUGGCAGAGGACCACUUUCAGUCGUAUUUAUACGACGUCACAACUUUCGUAUCCCUUCCACAGGCAGUCGACAAGGACGACGGAAUCAACGGAGAAAUAGCUUAUAGCCUGAAGCCUGUAGAAGACUAUAUGAAGUAAGUGAGACAGAUUUUGUUGGAAAUUGUAGCUGUUACGCUGUUACAUCACAUGAGAUAAAAAAAAUCCAUGUUAACCUUUAUAGAAGGCAAUUGUAUUGUUAGUGGAGAUUCUUGCUCUUUCUAUGGUACUGACACGCCAUGCUAUGACGGACAUACUACUUGUUCUUUGCUGUUCCUUCUGAUCCUCGUAUGUAAGCGAAGGUUCAAUUCAUGGCAGUUGGGGCUAGGUGUUUGGAGAGAAUAAUGUACUCUGGUUGACUGGUUCUCUCCAUGUCUUGGCAUAAAUUAAAAAUACCCUGUAGAGAGGUCUUGUAGAAAAUUAAACAACAAAAUUGAACUCUUAAAUUGCAAAUCCUCACGCGAUCUCAACUGCUUGCUUGGCUUUCAAGAACACUCGCUUUUCGCGCCCAUUGACACUUUGCUAGUUCCCUCGUUACUCAUCAUUGUAAUUAAAAAUACGGGUCUGUUACAAUUACAUUUUCGUAAUCAAUUGUUUCUUGCUCAGAUUUACCAUCCAUGUAUCAACUGGUGAAAUAAAGACAGCCGUUGCACUGGAUCGUGAAACUAUUAAUCAACACGAUAUUAGGAUUCUUUCAAGAGACCAAGGAUCCCCUUACCACCAGGCUGAGGUCCGCGUAGUAAUAAAUGUCUCUGACAUUAACGAUCACCGGCCCGCAUUCAGUCAGAGGCAUUACUUUGUAGAAGUUAAGGAACAGCAACCCGCCCAUAUUAUAUUAAACCUAACGGUAAGACCAGCAUUCGUGUCUCCUUGUCGUUUACUGAGCAAUGAACUGAGUGCGGAAAAUGGACGGCAAUAAAGCGUUGAAGCAAUUACACGUAGUUGCGGCUGACUUACCAACAGGACGGGAACGUCAGAUGACGACGGCGCGCGCAAAUUUAACAUCUGACUUGACCAAUGGCAGAGCGGCAAAUUGGGUACCGGAAGUCGUGUUUAGUCCUUUCCGCGCGCUUUCUCGUCGUCAACCGAAGUUCCCGUCCCGUUGCUAAAUCAGCCUAUUAAUAGCAAGAAAACGCGCUCAUGCAAUCAAUCAAUAAUUAAAAACACAGGAAGGUCUUGACACUUAAGGCUAAGCAAAAGCUAUUGACUAUCGACACUCGCCUAAAACUGCUCUAUAAUUCGGUCUUUCACUCUCUUAUUCCUCCUGCAUACUCUAGUCUCCAGGUGAAGACUCAAGACUCAAGACAAAUUAAGACUCCAGACUUUCAAGUGCAUGGGAUCGCGCCCUGGUCUCUCGCCCCCUGCUCUUUCCAAAAACAGGUUUUUGCAAAAACACAUGGUCUUUAUAGUGUUUACUGCGUCCUUUUUGGGAAGUAUAGUCAAUAUUCCUUGGUACUUCCUGUUUAAGAAACAGUGUUAAUCAAGCUCCUGUGCGAGUUCAUUUUUUGAUUUUUUACAAAGAAAUUAGAUUUAUUAUUAGUCACAAUAGAGAAAACUUCUCUUACCUUUUCAAUUUUUAUUAAGCUUACUAUAACUGAAAAAUAGUUUUGUUAGUCAAAUGUUUGCAAUUUUUUUGUUUAAUUAUAUUUUUAACUCCUUCCUCAGGCAACCGAUGGAGACAUUGGCAUAAACGCAGCCUUUUUCUAUGCAAUAUUAUCUGGAAACUCUGAUAAUAGUUUCAUUAUUGACUCUGUAAGUGGUGCGCUGUCUACUACUGGAUCUUUAGACAGAGAAAAACAUGACUCCCACAUCCUGCUGAUCCGUGUAUCCGAUCUCCGUGGUAACCAUAGUUAUGGUGUAGUGUUUGACGACACCACAGUAGUGGAAGUGCUUGUCGAGGUGAGUCACAGUCCUCCUAGUAACGGCUGGACUUAUUAGCAGGGAAGAAAAGGUUUGUAGCCUUUUACUGUGUUGAUCUUUGACCUUUUAGGAGAGAAAUAUCUCUUAUGUGUGGCACUUACUCUAUGCAACCCUUACGAAGAAGGCAUUUAAUUUUAGUGCCAUUUCCUGAACGUAACCAUCACCUAUUUUUUCCAAGGAAAGAUGGAUCAUGAGAUGUUUCUAGGAAACUGCCCACCUACCCCUCCCCUAAGCCAACAUUAACACUUACUUUUCACUUAGGGCAAAAUCUUGGCUUUGGGGAGGGGUAGGUGGGCAGUUUCCCAGAAACGUAUAAUGAUUGGUAGCAAUUUGAUACAGUUCUCCAUCGCAGAAAAUAUUGUCAACAGUCUUCCGAUACCUUAUAACUAUUUACGAGAACUGAUAGCAUAAUUGAUUCAGGAGGAUCCCUACCCCAGGCUAUGCAAGUAAAGUAUAUUUUGUGACCUAAUUUCGAAUAAUCACUGCUCUUGAACCAGCUAAACUGUGCUUCCACGAGCGAUCACGUUCUUCUUGAGCGUCGAGGUUUUUGUGUUUGUUUUAGAGAUGCAUAGGGCAUAUGAUUUUUAUGUUACGUCCAACGUUUCUGAUGGGGUUGUACCUAUUUUUUUCAACGCAACCGUCAGUCAAGAAAACUGUUCAAAUCAAGGAAUGGGUGCCGUAUGCCAUCAGAGAGAAUUUGAUCUCCCGGAAGUAAGAUAUAAAAGGGCUGCCCAGCCUUUCUGCAUGGGAGUUAUAAGUAUAUUAUUGACCCAAAAAGAACGGAGUCGCCCUCAUUCGACUGAAGAGGAGUUAAAAUAUUUGUAACGGUUAGAAAUAAACUUGACAUGGUGUGAAUUUGAAACAGACAUCCUUGUUUAACACUGUUAUUUACUACAUUUGUGAACAGGACGCAAAUGACAACAGUCCGUUGUUCAACAAGUCUGUUUAUCCAAUCCAAAUAUUUGAAAAUAUCACUACCGGCACUGCUAUACUACAGCUCUCUGCGAGGGAUGAAGAUCUUAGCAUUAACACGAAAAUGCGGUAUCACAUUGUCAGUGGUAAUUCGCUUGAGAGGUUCUUCAUUGAUGUCUUCAGUGGAGUUCUGUAUGUAAAGAGUCCCAUUGACAGAGACCCUCCAAGAAACGAAGACUCCUUUUUGUUGACGGUAAUUUGUUUGUGUCUUGAAGUCAAUCACAGAGGAAACUUAAGUGCUUUUGAAAUGAUAAUUGUAUGAAUUUCAUAUAUUAUUUGAGCCACGGAAAGAAAAACUAAUUAUACAGGGAAGAUCAGUUGAAAAGGCAACUUAUAAUAUGCAGUUGCGAAAAGAAAGCAUGAAAAAUUCAGGCUUGUUUGGAUUCAAAUCCUGACCUCUGCGAUACCGGUGCAUUGCUCUAACCAAUUGAGCUACGUAAGCCUAGCAAGCCAACGUACUGCGUAGGAGCUGGGACCCGUUUCUCGAAAGUCCCAAUAAUUAAUGUGUGUUUUCGGGCCCGAAAAGUUACGUGGACUUUCGAGAAACGGCCCUGGUUAUUAAACUGGUUUUGUUAUUUACCCAGGAAAUAUGAAGAUGAAAUGAUGAAUGUAUAAAUUUCAUAUAUUUGAACCGCGGAAUGAAGAAAUACAUGCAGACAAGAUCAUCGCAGUUGAAGACGCAGCUUAUGCAGCUGCAAAAAGAAAGCCUGAAAAAUUCAGGCUUGCCGGGAUUCAAACCUUGACCAAUGUGAUACCGGUAGAGCGCUCUAACCAAUUGAGCUAGCUAAGAAGCUAACUGAUAUUAACUAAUUUAUUGACUCGAGUGAUGCUUAAGAAGCUGAAAUCUGGUUUAGGCCCUUUUUCUGUUCUUGUCAGCGUCUAUUUUAAAACGACUGAAGUCAGAUAAGGACCUCAGGAAGUUGUUUGCUGUUUGUAUGACGCCAGAUUGUCAGAAAAUGUUUCAGUAAUAGACGUUUUGUUUUCAAUUCUUUAGGUUAUGGCAAAAGAUGAAGAUCAAGGUUUUUUAAACUCCACCACCAGGGUAAGUGUCUUGCCUUCCUUAUUUUCUGGUUAACAGAUUUCAAACUCUACUUUUCUGUUUUCUGUUCCUUAUACAAUGACAAAGACUGAGGGCGAAAUAAAAAGACAAAGAAAUAAAUUACAGCAAAAACCUAAAUCGUUGUAAAAAGAUCCCAGAGUGAAUAAGUACGUUAACGGAUGAAUAAUCGUUCUCGGGUAGAACUGAACUUGCAUACGUGUUUACAAAUGAUUUGAGCGAACUCGAGGACAAAGCUUUAAUAUUCCUUUUUUUCUGACAGGUCAGCAUCACCGUGUUUGAUGUGAAUGAUAGUCCUCCUGAGUUUCAAUCUGGUAGGCCAAAUCAUAAAUAAGUUCUUUGAAAUAUGGCAAAGAGGAAACGUUAUUGGGUGGUUUGCUUACACAAAAGCGAAAACUAGCAAGUUACUCAAAGUAACCAGUGAGAAUUAUUUAACUACCCCCAAUCCCCUAUUCGGACAAGAGUUUAGUCAGCAAUACGUCGCUUGUACCCAUUUAUACACUUGGUUGAAGAGGGACGAUGUGGUGCAAAGUUUAAUAUAUGUAUCCAUGUAAGGAAGAACAUGAAGAAAUAUUCCAUACGUUCUGCCUUGAAGAAUACUGUUACAAAUUUUGGUAGCAGUGAGUGUUUAACCCAGACUUAUUUAAAGGAGAACUAGUAAUUGAAGUACUAAACUGAAUACCGAAUCUUCGCUAUGUUUGAAUAGUAUUUAAUGGCCGAUUUAGUGGUUUGUUUGGCGUUGGGUGAGCAGUAUUCUAAGUUGACUUUAACACCAGUUCUGCUGAGAGGGGGUAACUUUUUAAUUUCCUAAAUGAUCAUAUAGAGGUUGGUCUUCUUGGUAAUGCAUAUUUUGUUGCUUCAAUUAGCUGUAUAUACUGUAAAUAUUCCUGAAGAUGCGUCCAUUGGCACUACUGUUCUAGUUCCUAUAAGCAACGACAGGGACUCCUCCAGUAAUAAAGAGCUUAGCUUCGCUAUUACUUCUAGAAACUACCAGGUAACUGUCUCCCAGGUAAUUAAUAUAACGAGCACUUUACUUAAGUUACGAUGCAAAUCAGAUCCAGUGAAAAAAGAUUCUGUUCCCAGUUCCUAGAACGCAGAUUAACGUUAACUUAGGACUUAAAGAUUUCAAUCCAGGAUUGAUUUUUUUACAGAUUGUUUGGGACUGUUAUUUUGGGCUAAUAUAACCAGGAUCAGCAAUAACUUUUCAAUCGAAUUUUUAGAUCAGAAAAUUUUAUUAAAAUUUCGGCUUAAUCCUCGGUUAAAGUUGACCAUCUUUCAAGAAACCCGGGCCUGAAUGUAUUCCCGUCCAAGCUAACUUGUUUAUUAGCAUUCUUGUUCUACACUUUUACUAGUGUAGUAUAUUUUUACAAAGUGUUGUCAAUGUUGAACAUUAGACCCAUUGACUACCUUGACCUGACAUAACAAUGUUUGAUUCUUGUGCUGGUUUCCAGACCCCUGCACAGUUUGCUGUUGACAGUUCGAGUGGUGUUAUAACUAGUUAUCAAAAGUUCGAUUACGAUGAAAGCCCCAAUGAAUACACACUGACGCUCACAGCCACAGAUAAAGGACACCCACCACUUACUGGGUAAAUAUCCUACCUGAUUAUCUCAAACAUCGUUCAAUUUUUUAUGACAAACUUUAUCAAAUUUUCUUUGUGUUGCACCUGCUGGCCUCACGAGCUCGUUCAAGUGUGUGAACGCAUGCAUUUAAUUACAGUUUCCGUUCACACUUAAACGAUGGAACGAUCACCGUAAACGGUCUCCAGUAUUGGAUAAGUUCGUAAACUGAUAUUAUAGUUCUCGUGUGGAGUCUCAUAAAUGCAUAUUUAUUUUGCGCGCCAUGUUUUUACAACCCAAUAGUAAACGAAUUCUUAUUAGACUGAGACUGGACAAAACGUCAAACGCUGAUCUGAUCUAGCCGUUGUUACGCUCAGUCUUUUAUCCAUGGCCGGAUCUCUACCACUCUUAAGCAUUUUGUUAUUCACUCGGAUAGAUAUCUAGCCGAUUUUUUCAGAAAACCAAUCUAUCGAAAUGUGCAGUCAGUUGAGUAAAAAGGCGUCAAAGGCAAGUUUUUUGGGGCUUCAUAAGCUCCAAAAUCACACUAACGAAGGAAAAAGAAAGGAGAAAAAGAAACAGCGAGGAGAAAGAAAGGAGGAGAAGAGAAAAAAGCAAUGACUGCACUAGUAGUUUUUAUAAUGGCUACAUUAGAGAUUGUUUUCGGCCGAAAAAAACCUGUUGGACACAAAAGGUCCAUUUGGCGGUAAAGUUUUCAAAAAUCCGGCUAUAAGAUUCUGCGAAAUGAGCAGCAUUGAUGCCAAAUGGCCUAAAACGCCAUUUGCCACUUUAAAAUGGCACACUUUGAAAGAUUGGCAGAAUUCUUUGGAAACUUCUAGCCGAUUUUUUGAAAACCAACCUAUCGAAUUUCCAGUCAUUUGAGUGAAAAGGCGUCCGAUAGGCAGGAAAGGAAAAAGAAAGGAGAAAAAGAAAGAGCGAGGAGAAAGAAAGGAGACAAAGGUGAAGAAGAGAAAAAAACAGUGGUUUCACUCUUAGUAUUAAUAACGGCUUCUUUGGCUGAAAAAAAUAGGAAAAACUGUUGGACCGAAAAGGUCCAUUUGGCGGUAACGUUUUCAAAAAUCGAAAGUGCCGCAUAUUAAUGAGUUUUGGCCAGUGAGAAGUUUCAAUCGACCAAUGCAUUGUUAAACUAUACGUCUUCUAUCUUCUGAUAUGGGUACCAUCUAGCCACAAGUGUUUCUCAGUUUUAGAAAGUUUUGUAUGUCUUGAUCUCUAAUUAUUAUUAUAUUAUAGGAAAUGUAUGUGUUUGUGUUACUUUCUUCGUUUGUCAAGUCCGUUAUUAUUAAACUUGAUGUCACUAAAUUUUAUGGCGACAUUUGCUCUACUGUUAACCUGUGGUAGGAAAAAAAGGGUCAUGCCUAUAGUAGCCUGAGUAUCAGGCGUUUCGGGGGGAAAAGGGGAAAGAUGCCAUCUAAGAUCUUCUCUUCCCCCCCUCCCCCCUUAGGAAGGCCUGAUACUCAGGCUAUGCCUUUAGCGUAGUUUAUAUGCAUGCACAUCAGGAUGCACAUAAAAUCCCACGGGACAAUGUUAUAUUGCUUUGCGGGUUUCUUCUUUUCAGAAAUACAACGGUUAUAGUGAAACUUGAAAAUGUUAACGAUAACACGCCUUCAUUCACCAAGGUUAAAUACGUGUUCACCGCAAAUGAGGUAGGUAGUACACUGUAUGUGGUAAUAUCUCAUAUCUCUUGCGUAUCUAAGGACACUGGUUUCCAUUUAAUUCCUUCAAGUAAUACUGAAAUUUAAAACUAUGUUGGCUUCUCAGUAGCAGUGAGAUUGUUUCUCUAUAAUUCAUUACAGGGGUCCUAUGUUGGCAGUGGCAAAGUUGUUGGUCAGGUGACUGCCACAGACAGUGAUAGCGAUGACAAAGAUUCAGUUUAUGGUCGUAUUAAGUAUGAAUUUGUCAACCAGUCGAGUGAGUAUGCAAAACCAUCAUUUUUCUUGUUAUGUGUUUAAAUUGUGGGGAUUUUUACCUACUCAGCUUAACACCUUUCUUACUGUGAGCGAUCAUUGCCCUUCAUCGUUUUGAACGACUAUGUGCAGUUACCACAGAGUCCCUGCAAAUUUUGUCCUUUGUCCUAGGCAGAUUAGGUAAUGGCAACGCAACAUUAGGGAUUAGCAAAUCACAGCGCCGACAGAACUCUGCGAAAAGAUUAGCUAUGAAAUGUAAACCCCAAGACCAGAUAACCCCAUCACUGCAAAAACUGCACUGGCUCCCUGUUGAAUAGCCUGUAAACGGAUGUUGUUUUAUUUUUCUUUUCGAUAAUCGGCGAGCGCUAGCGGUCAAUAAAUCCCCUCGGUUUAAUUUGUUCACGCGCGCGCUCGACGGACUUUUAGGAGAAAAUAGGGGGAAAAUGUAGGGUCUGUGAACAGGCUACCUGUUGAAACGACACAGAAUACUGUUUAAUUAAAAUCAUCAAUAGCUGCACUCCGGAAUAUCUUAGAGACUUGCUAGAAGCUUACAUCCCCAAGCGUUCCUUGAGUUCUACAACGCAAGGCUUUCUUAUUGUCCCCAAAUCCUUCACUUCUACCUACGGGGACCGAGUAUUUUCACUAGCUGCACCGAAAUUUUGGAAUAAUCUGCCAGCAAGUAUGAGAACAACGAGUUUAGAAGGAAAGUCAAGGCCUACCUGUUUCAGGAUGCAUUUUUAUAGCUUCUUUGACAGAACUUUACAUAUUUAGGAAAAAAGGUUUCUUUCGUUUUUCACCAUGAUUAAUUAUAUAUUUAUUGAUGUAGUUAAUAUUUUUAAUAUAUUGAUUGUAACUUUAGGCCAUGAUAGAGUUUUAUUUCUGUAAAUGCAUCGAGGCAAUGCAUAUGCAUUCCAAAUACUGUAGUUAUUAUUAUUAUUAUUAUUCAUUAUUAUUAUUAUUAUUAUUAUUAUUAUUAUUAUUAUUAUUAUUAUUAUUAUUACUAUUAUUAUUAUUACUAUUAUAUUAACAUCGUUGAUAAUGUGAACACGCGGUUGUCUUUACUAAAUCUACCUUUAUCACCGUACUGGUACAGCGGAAACAUUACUAUCGAUAUACCAAAGUGCUUACUAAAGAAAUAUCAAACUUCAGAACCUGUUUAAGCAAGAGAGGAUUAAGGCUUUAUCCUCUCUUGAUUUAGGCAAUUUGGGCAGUUUAUGCCUACAGUUUUAUAGGGGUACAGCUUCUUUCUUCUAUUUCGUUAGGUUUUUACCGCGAUCAUCAAUGGCCUCUUGAUAGCGAGGACAGUGGUAGAGUGUAUGACUAUCGAGGUGGAAUUCAAGGAACCCUCAAAAACGGUGCAUAUAUCUUCUCUGAUCCAGUUCUCGGCAACGUAGUGUCGCUCAAUAAGUCAGAAUCCUGGAUACUAAUGGGUAACUUUUCAGGUACU